AUGCCGCCGAAACGGAAGGCAGAAAGUACAACAACAAUGACCGACAGCGUUGGAACCCCGUCAAAGCGGGUGCGCAACUCUGAGUCUGAUGCUGAGGGGGAAAUUGUUUCUGAGGCUACCCCCCAGACUGGCGAGAAGAGGAAGCGUGGUCGCCCGCGCAAGUAUCCCGAGGGCACUUUCCCCAAGCCCUCUACUGAUGGUCCCAAGCGCGGCCGUGGACGUCCCCGCAAGAUUCUCACCGAGGAGGAAACUGCUGCAGCUGCCGCUCAAAAGGAGGCAUCGGCUGCAGAUGGUCCCAAGAGAGGGCGCGGGCGUCCUCGCAAGGAACCAGGUACCGAAACACCGAAACCAGCAACUACAACCCCGAAAAAGAAGGACGGUCGAGGCAGGCCUCGCAAGAGUCUGCCUGCCAAUGGUACGGAGGAUGCUGCUGAAACCAAAUCGAAGCCCGAGGCUACCCCAUCAAGCGUGCCCAAGGAGGAUGCCGGUCGCUCUUACUGGUUGAUGAAGGCUGAGCCUGAAUCACGCCUUGAGAAGGGUGUGGAUGUCAAAUUCUCCAUUGAUGACUUGGCUGCGACGGAGACCCCAGAGCCAUGGGACGGAGUUCGAAAUGCGGUUGCUAGGAAUCUCAUGCGUGACAUGAAGAAGGGAGACUACGCUUUUUUCUACCACUCCAACUGCAAGACCCCUGGAGUUGUAGGAGUUAUGGAAAUCGUGCAAGAGCACUCAGUUGAUGAAUCCGCCUUUGACUCCAAGCACCCGUACUACGACCCCAAGUCCACCCGCGAAAACCCCAAGUGGGUCGUUGUUCACGUUGAAUUCCGCUGCAAGUUCAAGAAACAGGUCACAUUGAAUGACCUGAAGACUCACGCCCAGCCCGGAAAGGCCCUGGAGAACCUGCAGACCAUCAAGCAAUCACGACUUAGUGUUUCCUCAGUGACCCCAGCACAAUGGCGUUACAUCUUGGAGUUGGCUGGUGAAGAUCCAAGCCAGCUGCUUAAGACGGAGUUUGAUGAUGAAAGUGAUUAG
Penicillium pulvis is the source of this 1029-nucleotide messenger RNA. RefSeq names its product EVE domain-containing protein. Bases 1 to 1029 code for a protein of 342 amino acids. The transcript has 6 exons. Gene Ontology annotation, molecular function: DNA binding. NCBI's taxonomy places the organism in Eukaryota, Fungi, Ascomycota, Eurotiomycetes, Eurotiales, Aspergillaceae. Gene Ontology annotation, biological process: regulation of DNA-templated transcription. Gene Ontology annotation, cellular component: chromatin; nucleus. The record is from RefSeq and is a predicted model, not a curated record.